Molecule: messenger RNA, 1652 nt
Organism: Cynara cardunculus var. scolymus (artichoke)
Lineage: Eukaryota; Viridiplantae; Streptophyta; Magnoliopsida; Asterales; Asteraceae
Product: argininosuccinate synthase, chloroplastic
Exons: 9
Coding region: 30-1469 (479 amino acids)
Biological process (GO): L-arginine biosynthetic process; urea cycle
Cellular component (GO): cytoplasm
Molecular function (GO): argininosuccinate synthase activity; ATP binding
Source: RefSeq, a predicted model, not a curated record
UACACAACGCAGCCACCACUGACACUUCAAUGGCUCACUUGCAAGCUGUGACAUCUUCCGUAAAUCCCCUUGCUCCUGCUCCAAAUCGAGAAUGUAAAUUAGGGGCUAAAGCAAGUGAGUUUCGUGGAGUUCCAUUUGUUUAUCGUAGCACUAGGAAUCUUUCGCAGGCAUGUAAAACUCAAGGAAUUCGAGCAGUGUUGGCCAGUGAUAAGGAAACAGAUGCAUCAAGUGCCACUAAUGGAAGGGGUCUACGUGGUAAAUUGAACAAAGUUGUCCUAGCGUAUAGUGGUGGCUUGGAUACGUCGGUGAUUGUUCCUUGGCUAAGGGAGAAUUAUGGCUGUGAGGUUGUCUGCUUUACUGCAGAUGUUGGCCAAGGGAUCUCGGAAUUGGAAGGUCUGGAAGCGAAGGCCAAGGCAAGUGGAGCCUGUCAAUUGGUGGUGAAAGAUUUGACAGAAGAAUUCGUGAAAGAUUAUGUAUACCCUUGUUUGCGAGCUGGGGCAGUAUACGAAAGAAAGUACUUGUUGGGAACGUCAAUGGCCAGGCCUGUUAUUGCAAAGGCAAUGGUGGAUGUAGCAAAAGAUGUUGGAGCAGAUGCUGUUGCUCAUGGAUGCACAGGAAAGGGAAAUGAUCAGGUGCGUUUUGAGCUCACGUUCUUUUCCCUUAAUCCUGAUCUCCAAGUCGUGGCUCCUUGGAGGGAAUGGGAUAUAACGGGAAGGGAAGAUGCUAUUGAGUAUGCCAAGAAACACAAUGUGCCUGUCCCCGUGACAAAGAAAUCCAUUUAUAGUAGAGACAGGAACCUAUGGCACCUCAGUCACGAGGGAGAUAUCUUGGAGGACCCUGCAAACGAGCCCAACAAGGAUAUGUACAUGAUGUCUGUUGACCCAGAAGAUGCGCCCGACAAACCCGAGUACCUUGAAAUAGGGAUAGUUUCCGGAAUCCCUGUUUCCAUCAACGGAAAAGAACUCUCCCCUGCAUCUCUUUUGUCCGAGCUCAACGACAUCGGUGGCCGACACGGUAUCGGCCGAAUCGACAUGGUCGAAAACCGUCUCGUUGGAAUGAAAAGCCGCGGGGUCUACGAGACUCCCGGUGGGACCAUCCUUGCCGCCGCUUGCCGUGAACUCGAGUCUCUCACCCUCGAUAGAGAAGCCAUCCAAUUCAAAGACACCAUGGCCCUCAAGUACGCCGAGUUGGUCUACGCAGGCAGGUGGUUCGACCCGCUUCGUGAGUCCAUGGAUGCAUUCAUGGAGAACAUCACGAAAACCACCACCGGUUCGGUGAGACUCAAGCUGUACAAAGGCUCGGUGAUCGUUGCUAGCCGGAAGAGCCCGUAUAGUCUGUACAGGGAGGAUAUAUCGUCGUUUGAAAGCGGGCAGAUUUACGAUCAAGCUGAUGCUGCUGGGUUCAUUAAGCUGUAUGGAUUGCCUAUGAGGGUCAGAGCAAUGCUUGAAAAAGAUUUGGGUAAGAAGUGAAAUCUUGAUUCAUGCUUUGUUCUUGAAUUGAGAAACUUUAUGGGAUUGUAACAUUGAAUAAACCACUGGUCUUAGAUUUUGAAUUGGUGAUGUUAUUGUUCUUUGAGUAAAUUACGUUUUUAGUCCCUGUGGUUUGUUGGAAUUGCUGUUUUUGUCUCUAUACUUUUGAUUUUAUGAUUUUUA